AUGGUGGUCAUUUCUCGACGCACGAGACGUCGCCUACGGUCCAUCUUCAUUCUUAUCCUCAUUUCUGCCUUUGUCAUUUAUUCUAUCCUUCCUCACGAUUCAGCCGUCCGCCUGGCCUUUGUCUUCAACAUCUCGCGCUUCUUUAAUUUUCUGCGUGGCGCAGCAACAAACCGAGACGCUUGGUUAUGGAAAUCGCCACGGUAUGUCGUAGAUCUCAAGAACGAAGUGGGCUACCUCAUCAAAACUGGGUAUGGAACGCGUCACCGAGUGCCUGAGCAGCUCGCUGCCUUUGAGGCAACAGGGGGUUUCUUAGGAAAAGAAGGCGAGAGUUUCCUAGUUGUAGGAGAUUGGACGACAGUGAAUCAGACAGAUGCAAGGCUGAUAGGCGUGACGGUGCACGAUGCUAUCAAGAGAGUUAUGGAGACCAAAAUCAGGGGCAAGGUGGAUGAUUACCCCAGGCUGGUAAAGUACUCAACUCUCCAGGCAAAGCUCCAAGCAGGAGACGAAGAAGAAGCUCUGAAGAUUGGGCAAAGCUAUGGCUGGGAACUCGAUGCGCUAAAAUUUAUCAUGGGCAUGGAGAUGAUAUAUCAUCAGUUGCCAGGCAAAAAGUGGUACAUCAUCUUAGAUGACGACACUUUCUUGAUACGACCUUCACUGGAGCUACUCAUGGGCCACGUUGACUACCGCAAGCCCCAGUAUAUUGGUAACGCAGUAGGUGAUUACAAGGCGCGUUUUGGGCACGGAGGAUCUGGAAUCCUGAUAUCCGGAGAGGCGAUGCGCCGUUUGUUCGAACACCCGGGCAUCGUACAAGAAGCAUACGUCGAGUCCAUGACCGAGACAUGGGGAGAUCGACUGGUGGCGACGACACUCCAGAAGCUAGGCAUAUACAUCGAAGAGUCGUAUAAUCAUCACUUCAAUGGUGAACCUCCUUCCAUCACGCGCAUCUGGGGUGAUCGUUUCUGCUCGCCACUACUCUCCUUCCACGGCUUGCGGAAGCCCGGCGAGAUGCGCCGUGUCGGGGAGACACUCGCAAAAAUAGACAAGCCAGUGUUAUGGCACGACGUUUGGCAGUUGUUUGGAGGCUCAGCUAUGUCGGCGCUUGGGAGCCGCCCAACAGAGCUAACAGCGGAUCAUGUGGGCAAGCCGGACGAGCACACCCGCUCAUGGGGUGAUGUGAGGAGUGCCAAUGCUUGUCAGAAGCGAUGUGAACAGAGUGGACGACGCUGCUUGGCAUGGACAUAUGAGAUGGAGAUUGAAAGAUGUCACACGAGUCCUUGGCUACUGCUGGGGGCGGACGGCGCUACAGGUAAGGCAUCGGGCGUGAACUGGCCCGAGGUGAAGCCAUUGCUCAAAGGCUGCAGAUAA
Molecule: messenger RNA, 1365 nt
Organism: Fusarium tjaetaba
Lineage: Eukaryota; Fungi; Ascomycota; Sordariomycetes; Hypocreales; Nectriaceae
Product: glycosyltransferase family 31
Exons: 2
Coding region: 1-1365 (454 amino acids)
Cellular component (GO): membrane
Molecular function (GO): glycosyltransferase activity
Source: RefSeq, a predicted model, not a curated record